AUGGCAAGAAAUUGCAGUGAAGAUGAAAAAAUCAUCAAAUUGUUUGGUUUUGAUAUCACUACUGCAACAACAACAAUUACGAUGACAACAACUAGUUCUGCUGCUACAGUAAUAUCUGAAAAAGAUUUCAUGGGAAAGAAAAUGAUCAAGAAAGGAAAUCGAUGGACAGAGGACGAACAGAGAGCAUUCUUGAAAGGAUUGGAUUUUCACGGAAAAGGAAAUUGGACGAACAUUGCUAAGGAUUUCGUGCCUAGUAGAACGCCGACACAGGUUGCUAGUCAUGCUCAGAAGUACUUUGUGAGAUUAUCGGAUGCUAAUUCCAAUUCGAAUGAGAGAAAAAAAAAGCGCAAGAAAUCAAGUGUUUUUGAUCUUCGUAUUGAAAAAACAGAGGAUACAGAUCAAGCUAUGGUUCCAUUGGGAAAUAAUCAAGCAACUCAUAAUGUGGCAAAUUACAUGAUGAAAAGUGUUCCAACAGUAAUGCCUCUUACUUGGGUUUACAUAUAUCCGAAUAGUUAUCAUCAUGCCUCUACGUCAAUCAGUACUACGACACUCGACAAGCCAAUUUCUGGGAUUUCUUCUUCUUCUUCUUCUGAGGAUGAUAUUUUGGAGUUGAAGUUGUAG
This is a messenger RNA of Solanum lycopersicum (tomato), 621 nucleotides long. Its product is annotated as transcription factor SRM1-like. Lineage: Eukaryota; Viridiplantae; Streptophyta; Magnoliopsida; Solanales; Solanaceae. The record is from RefSeq and is a predicted model, not a curated record. Gene Ontology annotation, molecular function: DNA binding. Gene Ontology annotation, biological process: response to gibberellin; response to ethylene.